Messenger RNA from Trypanosoma theileri, 591 nucleotides. Its product is annotated as putative target of rapamycin (TOR) kinase 1. The record is from RefSeq and is a predicted model, not a curated record. The coding region runs from base 1 to 591 and encodes 196 amino acids. The transcript has a single exon. Lineage: Eukaryota; Euglenozoa; Kinetoplastea; Trypanosomatida; Trypanosomatidae.
AUGCACGCAAGUUUCUGUUGCCGCACGGAAUUAGGAGAACUAGUAGAGUUCACUCACCUUCCCAUGGGCUAUAAAUGUAGCCCUGAGAUUUUAAACACUAUUACAAGAGUAUUCUCCGGCGAACCGGAAUUGGUAAUGCCACAGUAUGCGGCACCCAAAAAGUUAAAAAUACAAGUUUGGAUUGAUGACACCAGAAUCAGUGGUCCAUAUGGUAAGGUGAAAGCUUGGGGAGAGCAAGUCUUGCAUAAUAUGCAAAAAAUGCGGGGCCACCAUAGGAGAGCAGAAGUUUCAAACGAAAGAAUACGAUUUCAUCGGGGUGCACUUCAACCACGAGGACAACACGAUUUCUUUAAGCCAAAAGACAUUAAGAAGGUUGAGAGGGACACCGUCGCUGGAAAAGAUGACGGUGAAAGAAUUGGAGAGUACGGUUUCACGCAUGAUGUAUGCAGGGGGCGUAAGGAACGAAUCUGCUUUUCCUCAUUACUUCUUCUUAAAGAUAGUGCGUCGACGCUUAUCAAGUUUAAAUCGAGGUUUAUUGCAACCCCAAAACCAGGCAAAUUUACCAUCCAAUGCGAAGGUCAUUGGGGAUAA